UAGAAAGAAAGUUGGAGAGAGAGAGAGAGAGAGAGAGAGAGAGAGAGAGAGAGGAGUUCGCCAAUUUUGACAGAGAGAAGGGGUUAGGAAAUUAAAGGUAUUAACUACUAGCUAGUGUGAACGAAAGAGGGAUGUUAUGUUUAUGUUACACCCACAAAGAGGCCGGCUAGAGAGAGAAACUUGUCUACUGUCUCUGCCGUUGUAGAGAGAGAGAGAGAGAGAGAGAGAGAGAGUAGAGAGAUUUUUUGUGGGUUUUCUUUUUUUUUUCAUUUGGUGCAGCUUUUUUCUUGAAGCUUUUGGGAGACUGGAAGCCACAGUGAAAGGUAGAAAUAGUAAUGCUUAAAACAUGGGGAAGAAGGGAAGCUGGUUUUCAGCUAUCAAGAGGGUUUUCACACACAGCUCAAAGGACAAGCCAACCGAUGUUUCAGACAAGAAGAGCAGUAAGGGAAAGAAGAAGGGUAAAGGAAUUUUAAGCCACGGCGAAAACAAAUCUUUCAUUCCCCUGUUUAGAGAACCGAGCAGCAUCGAGAAAAUAUUAGGGGAAGCUGAUCAUUUGCUUAUUAGGGCUCCAACUUCUUCCGAUGAGCCGAAAACUCCACCUAUUUUGCCCGGUAGGCCGAUUUCACCCAGGGUUUCUUCUAGAAGAAUUUCUUCCCCUAAGGCUGCUUCUCCGGUAAUUUCUUCACCGAGAGUUGUUUCGCCGAGGGUUGUUUCUCCUCCGAAGGCUGUUUCUCCUCCGAAGGCUGCUCCACCUAGGAAAUCUUUUACUGCAGGGGCUUCUUCUUCCAAGGCUUCUUCGUCUUCUGCUCCUCCUAAGGUAACACAGAGCCGAAAGGAAAUUAGCUAUGUCCAGAGGGCAGAACCGUCUUUAACGAACCAGCACCGUUCGGCUACUAUGAUCCAGGCUGCUUAUAGAGGUUAUCUGGCGAGACGGAGUUUUAGAGCUUUGAAAGGUUUAGUGAGGCUUCAAGGAGUCGUGAGGGGGCAGAACGUAAAGCGACAGACGAUGAGUGCUAUGAAGCAAAUGCAGCUCCUCGUCCGGGUUCAGACGCAAAUUCAGUCGAGGAGGAUCCAAAUGCUGGAAAACCAAACGUAUAGUAAGAAUAAUAAUAACCAAGUCGAGAGUACACUCAGCAAAUGGACCUUGAACCAACUCUCCGAAGCCGGUCAAACCGAAGAUUGGGAUGAUAGCUCGCUGACAAAAGAGGAAGUCGAAGCAAGAAUGCGGAAAAAAGUCGAGGCCGUCAUAAAACGAGAGAGAGCAAUGGCCUAUGCAUACUCUAACCAGCUGUGGAAAGCUACUCCGAAACCCGGUCAAACCCCUCUCGACGUACGGUCAAACGGAUUUCCGUGGUGGUGGAAUUGGCUAGAGAGACAGCUGCCUCAAACAAGCACCUCUCAAACAACCCAAGCUCCGAAAACGAAUAUAACUUCAACUCCUCAAAGGCCCAUUUCGGCGCACAAACGGAGCCCUCUAAGCAGUAACUACAAGCCCAACAACUUCUCGUUCGAAAAUCAAGAAUCUCUCACCCCUCAAUCUGCCAGGUCAGCAGCUACCCCGUUUCGAGCCAAGCAAUUUCAGACACCAACUAGAACAACUCCGCCCACCACAAACAGUAACAAGUACUCGAGACCGAGGCUAAGUGCAGCUAGUUCAGCUUAUGAUGCGCCGUUGAAAGACGAUGAUAGUCUAAUGAGCUGCCCACCAUUUUCUGUGCCCAAUUACAUGGCGCCAACUAAGAUGGCCAUGAAAAUGAAUACCAACAUCUUUCAAUCCCCAAAAUACCCUUCCUUUUCUCUGCCGGCAGUUGUUACUACUAGCCUCCGAUCUCCUAAGCUUUUCACGGCGACUUCUUCGUCUCUUCGCUCUCGUUCAAACAAGGUCGAGAUGAAAGUGAAGAAUUCGCUUCGUAGUCCUUGUCAUGUUCAAACCACACACUCUAUGCCACCACAUAAAAUUGAAACCUUCAAAGCUAUGGAAAGCUGGGUUGAAGACAACGUACUUGUUCACCUUAAACCUGUCGAAAAUUGCUGGCAACCACACGAUUUCUUGCCGGACCCCGCUUCCCCUGACGAGUUUCACGAUCAGGUGAAGGAACUGAGAGAGAGAGCUAAAGAGAUUCCAGACGACUAUUUUGUAGUUUUAGUUGGUCAUAUGAUCACCGAAGAAGCCCUUCCAACGUAUCAAACAUGUCUUAAUACCUUGGAUGGCGUGCGUGAUGAAACAGGUGCAAGCCCUACUCCGUGGGCAGUAUGGAUAAGGGCGUGGACUGCUGAAGAAAAUAGACACGGCGAUCUUGUUAAUAAGUAUCUCUACCUAUCGGGACGAGUGGAUAUGAGACAAGUCGAAAAGACAAUCCAAUAUUUAAUUGGAUCCGGAAUGGGCUCAAGUACAGAAAACAAUCCUUACCUCGGAUUUAUAUACACAUCAUUUCAAGAAAGGGCUACAUUCGUCUCCCACGGCAGCACAGCCAGACUAGCACUGGGCCACGGCGACGUAAAAUUGGCCCAGAUUUGCGGUACAGUCGCUUCUGACGAAAAACGGCACGAAACAGCGUACACAAGGAUAGUGGAAAAGCUAUUCGAGAUUGAUCCCGAUGGAACAGUAAUAGCAUUUGCAGAGAUGAUGAGGAGGAAGAUCACUAUGCCAGCUAGUUAUAUGUACGACGGUGUAGAUGAUAAUCUAUUCGACAACUUCUCGGCUGUUGUGCAGCGGCUAGGUGUCUACACCGCAGCCGACUAUACGGAUAUCGUAGAAUAUUUGGUCGGAAAAUGGAAAGUGGGGAAGUUAAUAGGAUUGUCUCCACAAGGUCAGCAAGCUCAGGACUAUGUAUGUGGGUUGCCGAAACAAAUGAGAAGGUUAAUUUUCGUUUCCGCUGACUCCGGUUCGUUCAAAUGGAACAAUGGUGGGGCCCACAAGGAUUCUGCUUCGCAGAUGGCGGCGGAUAAACACGAGUCGCCUUGUUCGAUCGGAGGGUUCAGUAUGGGUUCGGCGGUCUCUAUGCCGGCUUCAGUUGGCAUGAGAAAGCCAUUUAAUAGAUUUGUGUGAUUUUUUGCUUUUUCUUUAUGGUUUUGAGU
Molecule: messenger RNA, 3078 nt
Organism: Erythranthe guttata (spotted monkey flower)
Lineage: Eukaryota; Viridiplantae; Streptophyta; Magnoliopsida; Lamiales; Phrymaceae
Source: RefSeq, a predicted model, not a curated record